Chenopodium quinoa (quinoa) is the source of this 1160-nucleotide messenger RNA. RefSeq lists its product as uncharacterized. Bases 156 to 791 code for a protein of 211 amino acids. The transcript is spliced from 2 exons. The record is from RefSeq and is a predicted model, not a curated record. Lineage: Eukaryota; Viridiplantae; Streptophyta; Magnoliopsida; Caryophyllales; Amaranthaceae.
AAAUAACAAAAGUGACUAUCAAUAGGGAACAGACUCAAAGGGAGUAUUAAAAAUUGAGCCGAGCACAGCAGGCACCGUCGAUCCUUCACGAUUAAACUAGAUUCCAAAGCCAAGACUGUUCAAAAUAAAAUUUGAAUGAACCCAAACAAAUUCCAAUGGCAAAACUCUCUCCAAGACUCUCUUAUUUCCUGCUCUGCCUCCUCCUCUUCCACCCACCACAACCCACCGAAGCCAUAAUCUCCUACGCUCAACUCCGCACCAUAUUAUCCCUCUCACAUUCUCUCUCCUCCCGCGUCGCCACCCUCCGCGACUCCCGAGGCGACGUCGAGGGUGCUCGCCGUGCUCGGCUUAUAGCGACCAAGCUCGACCAUGGUCUUAGCCUUAGGUUCUGGCCCACCAUCUGGUCAAUGGGUUGGGAUUACCUCAGAAACUAUGCUUGGCGUGAUACGAUGUCGUUUCAAGACGCUUUUGGAAUUGCCGCUGAUUUCAACGAGUUGCUGAGUUCACUCAGUGAGUUGGGUCGGUUGAAGUCCGAUUCUCAGAGAGCUGCUUGGGUUGCUCGCCAUUACGGGAAUUUGCUUCGUGUUUCUAAAUCUAUGUUCAAUCGGUUGCUCUCAAUUUUCAGCAAAUCUGGGCCACUGAGAGAAUUGGUAGAGACAUUGAAGGAAGAAAUGGAGGGUGAGUUUUUGAAAGAUUGUCUUGAGGUUGGUAGUAAUGAUUUGAAGGGUAUAGUUCAAAUUAUAAAGGAAUUAUCUUCUAAAUAUACAAAUGUUGGUCACCAAGAACUCUAAUUUUUAUUUUAGUUGUUCUUUUUGGUGAGGGAAAUUGUUGUAUGUUUGGGUUUCGAAAGGGGUAUAUUCGGUUUAUUUGUGAUCUUAAGCUAAGAAAGUUUUUGUAGUAAUAGAACUUAGUACUAAACUAUUAAAUGUGAAAGAUUAGCUAACUUUUUUGCCAUUUUACAUGGAUAAGUCUAUAUGAUUUGUCAAGGGUAUGUAUAUGUCCUAGUGUUGGACGGCUGUGUUGAAUUUCUGGAAUUUAAGUGCUCGUUUGAAAUCCAUGAUCGAAGUAUCAAAUAUCCGGCGUGGGUAGUUUAGACAAAAGGAACGAUUUGUGAAUUGUAAUCUGGCAUACAUUAUAAGUAGAAGAAGUUGAUUUCAUCA